Thunnus maccoyii (southern bluefin tuna) is the source of this 2535-nucleotide messenger RNA. RefSeq names its product NFKB inhibitor interacting Ras-like 1 (gene nkiras1). Lineage: Eukaryota; Metazoa; Chordata; Actinopteri; Scombriformes; Scombridae. Bases 118 to 696 code for a protein of 192 amino acids. Gene Ontology annotation, biological process: canonical NF-kappaB signal transduction. Gene Ontology annotation, molecular function: GTP binding; GTPase activity. The transcript is spliced from 4 exons. The record is from RefSeq and is a predicted model, not a curated record.
CUCCGUCAGUCGCGCAUGCGCGCUGAGAGAAUAAGUCCUGUAUCGCAAAGCAGAAUGGAUGCUCUGGUUGUCAUGUUACACCUAAAGACUUGAUAGACAGCAAGUUAUCGGCUCGAAAUGGGAAAAGGCUGUAAAGUUGUGGUGUGUGGCCAGGCAGCUGUAGGAAAAACUGCAAUACUGGAACAGUUGCUGUACGGCAAUCACACUGUAGGCUCUGAGUCUAGUGAGACCCAGGAAGAUGUGUACGUGGCCUCGGUGGAAACUGACCGUGGCGUGAAGGAACAGCUGAGACUCUAUGAUACCAAAGGCCUCCAUGACGGACAAGACCUCCCCAAGCACUACUACUCAGUGGCAGACGGCUUCGUGCUCGUCUACAGCGUAGACAGCUUGGAGUCUUUCAAGAGGGUAGACGUCCUGAAGAAGGAAAUAGAUAAGUCCAGAGAUAAAAAAGAGGUGACCGUCAUAGUGCUUGGGAACAAGACAGACCUGCGGGAGCGGCGUCAGGUGGACCAGGAGGUGGCGCAGCAGUGGGCGCGAGGCGAGAAGGUGAAGCUGUGGGAGGUGAGCGUCGCCGAACGCAACUCCCUCAUCGAACCCUUCACCCAGCUGACCAGCCGCCUCACGCAGCCUCAGAGCAAGUCUUCCUUCCCUCUGCCGGGACGCAAGAGUAAAGGCACCCCGUCCAACGACAUGUGAAACUCUGAUGAUACACUCACUCCUUCCUGCUCCCGUUAAUGAUAGUCUGCAUUCACCUCAUGUGGGAAUAACCAGCAGGAGAAUUUAUACAGGCUUAACCGUCCAUAAUCCACAGUUUGGUUGCUUCUGUGUAGAUUAUUACUAUUUUACACACAUUCAAAUCAUUCCCUUAUUUGCUUUCUUUCAGAGAUGAGAUUGAUACCAACCUCAUGUCUGUGUGUUAAAUACACAGCUGGAAUCAGGAUGUGGUUAUCUUAGCUUAGCAUAAAGACUGGAAGCAGGGGGAAACAGCUUGUCCAAAGUGCAAAAAUACACCUACCAACACCUCUAAAGCUGGCUAAUUAACACAUAGUAUCUCCCGUGUUUAACCCACACGUUAACAGGAAUUUAAAUAUGUGUGGUUAUAGCGGGAGUUGCAUGCUGGAUUGUUUCUUGACAGUUUAUCCAUCUUCCCAGCACUACUGUGCAGUCUCCAGCUGAUGAUAAGACUUCAGGAAGUUGCUCUCAGCUGUAGUUCAGUUGGAAAUGAAAAUUUGUCGCACUUGAGGGAGUUUCAAGUUGUUACUUUACAUUGAGGAAAAACAUCUGUGCUCAGUGACUGCACACAGCCUGUCAAAGUCUUGUCACAGUGAUAUUGCCAAGUUUGAUACCAACUUGCCUUUACAUAAACCAUAUCCGACAACCUGUGAUAUAGCCACACAGAAGUGGUGGGCGGAUGGAUAAAGUGUUGUUUGUCAUGAAAUAGUUCCAACAUGAAACUCCCUCCAAAACUAAAACUUUUUUACAUUUCUGUUUGUGUAAGUAAAACAAAUUAGAUACAAUGUGUUAAUUAUAAGCUUUAGAGGUGUUGUUAUUCAUAUACCUUAAUUUUGUACAGAGCCAGGCUAGCUGUUUCCCCCAGCUUCAUGUCUUUAUGCUAAGCUAGGUUAGCUAGUCCUGACUCCAGCUCUGUCCUUAACACAGACAUGUUGAUGAUUCUCAUCUUGCUCUUAGUUAAUAAGAAAAAUUCUCAAAAUGCUCAACUAUUCCAAUGACUACGCUUCUAUUAGCUCAUCUUUUACAGCAAACUAAACAUUAAAGUAUCAACCACAAACCAAAAAUGCAAACCUGACAUUUUCCCAUUUAACAAAAUACAUGACGCUAUUUUAUCACACAGCAAAACAUCUGUCUCCAGCCAGUCAAUGAAAAUGUUUUCAUAUGCUGUUCAGUGUGUAGCACGGGCCAGAGCUUUAGUACCAAAGAUUUGAGACAACCCAAACACAGAUCUACAUUUACACUUCUGAAUAGUGCAUGUAAAAUGUUACGUUUGACUCUUUUCACUUCAUUCCUACAACCCUUGACUUCUCAAGCAGCUCACAAAAGCUACAGUCUAAUCGUAUUUUAAAAUGGCUUUUAAAAACCCUUAUUUCCCAGCUGAUGUGAAUGCAGCAUUUAUCUUUGUCCUCUGGCAGGACUCAGCUAGCCUUUGUCCAGUCCAUCUCAUAUAUCAAGUAUGGCCUGGCAGCAAUAACGUUCAUGGUACUGCCUUUACUUGUGAUGUAUGAUUUCAUAAUGUCUGUCUGACGUUAGUUGCACUCCUGUGUGUGUCGUCCAGCCUGUGUAAUCUAAUAGGGCUACUAGUUAAAGCUGUGUGUAUGCCUUUUUAACAGUAGAAAUGUCAGUGUUGAGAGGAAAUAUUUAUUUUUUAAACUAAUUUAUUUUCGUCACUUUAAUGAGCCACAUUCCUUGACUUUUGAAAAUGGUUAAACAAUGUGAAGGAUGAUCUACGCCGGUUUCUGUCCUUAAUGUUUCAAGAGUAAUAAACGUUUAAUGUGCUGCUAAUAGAACAGAGUAAUCAUG